Molecule: messenger RNA, 8141 nt
Organism: Haliotis rubra (blacklip abalone)
Lineage: Eukaryota; Metazoa; Mollusca; Gastropoda; Lepetellida; Haliotidae
Product: contactin-associated protein-like 2
Molecular function (GO): calcium ion binding
Source: RefSeq, a predicted model, not a curated record
GCUUAGCUUGAUAGCGAUAAAGCCAGCGGACCACUCAUCCUUACCAACUAAAAUAUGUGACAAUACCGCGUACUGAAGGGAUACACAGAGCGUGUGUAACAUCGCUAGAUACACAUAGAUUUCACCCCAGUGGAGUGGAUUUUACUCCAUGGAGAACACGCCGGUUAUGUUUGUACGUUAAGGAAUUGUACUUGUACGGAAGUCAUGGAAGUGGUGAUACUACACGUCUCAUGAUAUGUCAAAAUGGGAUUUACAUUGCAGUCCAGAUAAUGGUUUGAUACAGGAUGCACCCACUGUUAACCCUGUGUAGUUUGGUACUGGGACUACUGGCCUUCAACACACGAGGGGUUAAUACUGCCGCCAACUCCACCACCUGGACCUUCAAUGGAGUGGCUCACCUCACAUUCAGGCCAGACUACCAAGAUGACCAGAGCAUUCAUCUCAAGUUAAGAUUUCGGACACGACAACCAAAUGGAUUAUUGUUUUACCAUUACCUGAAGAGUUACGAUGCCAAGAAAUUCCCGCUGUUAAAGAGCUACGAGUUGUUCGCUGAAAUACGUCAAGGAUAUGUGCGAGUUGGGAGUAACUUUAAUCAAUAUUCAGAUGUUGUUCCAAUUGGAUCAGCUCUCAACAAUGACAAAUGGCACCAGCUUGAAAUAUUUUUGGAUACCCGGUCAGGGGAGAUAACUGUGACCUUGGAUAACAAGAAGCAAGCAAAAAUCCUCGAAGCAUUCCAGAGAGGCGGGGCGAAAGAUCUACUGAAGUGGUCGGAAUUAGAUUCAGAGAUCACAUAUGGAGGAACUGAGGAACAGUCUGACAGUGAGUUUUUCUACUUUGUUGGCUGUUUAUCGGACAUACAGUACACCCGUGAGGAUGAUAUUCUUAUAGCCAUCCCGGUGGAUGAGUCCAAUAGCGCCACCGAGGGAUGCAGUGACCUGUGCAAGGGAGAUAACCAGUGCCUGAAUGGCGGAACAUGUGUCAAUCUGUACACCAGCACGCGAUGUGACUGUUUUGGGACUGAAUAUGAAGGGGAACGCUGUGAUAAGAAAGGUCCGACUGUGAUGACAUUCAGGGGCUAUGAGUGGGUCACCUACCAACUGUAUGAGAAGAAAGAAGAUAGAUUGGUGGCCGACAAAAUUCGAAUCUCGUUUGAGUUCAAGACUGAGCGUGGUUCGGGAGUGUUGUUGUACGCAGUUGGGGGCACCCCAUUCCACACCCACGUCACAGCGGCCAUCAACGUGGGAGUCCUCCAAGUCUCCAUCGCCAUCUCUGACACUGACCUCGAGUUUGCCAUGGGAUUGGGGCUCGACAAUGGCAGAUCGAAAAGGUGGCACAACGUGACAAUCAGCCAUUCCAAGCGAGAUGUGGAGGUGUAUCUGGAUGGGGAAAGACAUCACAAGCUCAUCAACGGAAGCCAGUAUUUCAUGACACUCGAUCCUAAGGUCUACUUUGGAGGUGGACACAACUUCGUGGAAACCAGAGGUCUCCAGGUGACGCAGACAUUUGUGGGAUGUUUGAGGAACGUCUACUUCAACGACUUCUCAGUCCUCCACGGCCUCCGGACCACAAACUCUCAGUGUGCAUACCAUGGUGGCUCCACCCCGGAAUUUAAAUGUGACCCGACCCAAGAGAUUCCUUUCACCUUCCCCAGGUCGUCGUCGAUGUUGCGACACAACACUCGUAUGCUGCAGAAUUUGACAGUGUCGUUACAUUUCAAGACAGUCAGGAAGAAUGCAUUGUUGUUCUACGUGGCACUGAUUUCAAAGAGGGAUGGUGGCGCUUAUGACUUUGGUUUCAUCGAGGUGUGGGUGAAGAAUGGCCUGCCCCUCCUGUACUUCUCCCCCUCCAAUGACCCCACCCUCACCCAGAACCUCACCCUCCCAGCUCAGGUCAACAAUGAACAGUGGCACUCCCUCAAGCUCACCCUCAAAAACAACAAAGUCAAGAUCAAUGUGGAUGAGACAACACGGACCACUACCCGAUAUACUCAGACGCUACGACAGCGUGGCAAAAUUGUGCUUGGGUAUGGACUCCGACGAUACAAAAAUUCUGAAGGGUUUGUGGGCUGUAUGAAAGCCAUCAAGAUUCAAGGUGAGAAGAUUGACCCCAUCACCACCAUCGACUCCAGCGCUGCUGUCGGCAUCAAGCUGGACGGCUGCCACCUAAUCAACUACUGCGCUGCUGACAAGAUCUGCGAACACAACAGCGAGUGUCUGUCUGACUGGGAUGGAGUACAGUGUGACUGUCCCAAACACUAUGAGGGGAAGGCUUGUCACUUCUCCAAAUAUCCAAGAACAUGUGACUCUUACUUCCAAUCUGGUCGCAACACGUCUGGUGUGUACCUCAUUGACCUUGAUGGCAGUGGUAACCUUGACCCUGUGUACGUCCAGUGUCACAUGAACAAGAUGCACAAAAACUACAUGUACGGAGAAACAGUGAUUGACCACAACUUCCGUGUCAACACCACUGUGAGGGGGAGCAAAAUGAAUGACGUCCGCUUCCAUCUUGAUUACAGACGCCAGUCGCCACUGAAGCCAGGGAUAAAGACUUGGUUCAAGGCGGCAAACGGAGAGAUUGUGGACUACCUAGGCAACCAGAAGUCUGGUUACUGUGAGUGUGAGGGCAGGGACACGUGCGAUGGACAGAAGUGUAUCUGUGAUCAAGCUUCUGAUGUGUGGAGGGAAGAUGUUGGUUUCAACGGAGUCAAGAGUCAGCUGCCAUUGGUGGACAUCACUAUCCUCCAGAAUGAGAUGGAGUACCUUCAAGGGGAGGCAACUCUCUCUCUUGGACCUCUGCGCUGCUGGGGAAAUGGAACCAGCCCCUGGACCAAGCAGUCACCAUCACUCAGGAGAACAGCUUCAUCACGGCAGCGGCCGUGGGUUCGUGGUGAUCUCUACCUCAGCUUCAAGACGCACCAGACAACAGCACUGCUCAUCUACCAGAACUACACAGACACCAAUGCCAACAGAUUCUUGAUCAAGAUUGUAGAUUCUCACCAGGUGGCGUUCUACUUCAACAUCAACGGUCACCACAUCUCCCACUCCCUCUACACAGCAAGUGCCCUGGACGGUGAUGACUGGCAUACCGUCGGUAUUGAGAGAGACCCCUACAACAUCCGCCUGAGCUUGAUGGGAAGAGACAGCUCGUGGAGCUGCCAGACCCCCUCCAGCAGCAAGAUGCCCUGUUUGGUGGGAUGCUUAUGGUUGGGGAUACCAGAAAGGCUGGCGGAGAAGACAGGGGAGAGAACUCCUGGUUUUACUGGCUGUAUCCGAGGUUUUCUGUACAAUGGGAAGUUCCAGGACUUGGAGAAAGCUAUGGAUGCAACUAUGGGUGGCGUGUCCCGAGGGUGUAUGUCGUCCUGCUGGCCCAACCCAUGUGAUAACAGCGGGACGUGCGUCGAGUCCUGGGGCUCAUACACAUGCAAGUGCAAGGAGACAUGGUCCCAUCACGGCAUCAACUGUGAGAUCGACAUCAACCGUGACGCAGUGACCCUCAGCGGGAACGCAGCUGACAACUCCUUCCUCUUCUACAACAUGACUUCCCACCCGGAGAUCCUGAUGGACACCAUCAUCCUGAGUUUCCGGACGUUCCAGUCUGAUGCCCUGCUCCUGUAUGCCCAUGACCACCUAAAUAACUUCGUCCAGCUCAAGUUGACGGGCGGCAACACCAUCACCAUCACCUUCAACUCCUACAAGAACAUCAUCAGCGACUCCAUCACACUGAAAAAUGAGGUGCUGAAUGAUGGUCAGUGGCAGCAGGUGAUAGCAGAACACUUCUACAACUUCACCCGGCUGCAUGUCCACAGCGAGACCAAGGUCAUCCAGGUUAAACGCUACAGACUGGACAAAUAUGCUCGUCGGCCAUUUGACAGAUCAGAGAAAGAGGAUGUUUUAAUGGGCCGCCCCAUGACAGAACCAGCACCUUUUGUCAACCUGUACGUGGGCGGUGUCAUGGAUGGCGUGACCUUCAUCCCAUCCCUCAAGGGAUGUAUCCGGGGACUCAAGAUCGCAGACAAUAUCAUCAACUUGGGAGAGAAGGCUCGCGAGAAAGGAAAUUAUUCAGUUGUGCAUCCCGAGUGUGAGGCUGGUUGUUACGAGAAGACCUGCUACGAGGGCUAUUGUGACGAGCACUGGAAGGAUGCUGAGUUCAAAUGUGACUGCAGCGAGACACAGUACACAGGAACACACUGUGAACUGGAGCCGUGUGCCGGAGUUGAGGGAAACACUGUCGUGCAGUACGGAUUUACUUUGGAGGAAGCCAAUCAGCAUACUCGUCAAGAGCAAGUGUCCUUGACCUUCAAGACAACAGCGAGGAUGAACGGUGGUGAUCAGCAGGCUGCAUUGGCCAUGGUCUUGGUGCAGAGUUCUGUGACAAAAGACUAUGUUUUGGUGUGGUAUGAACCAGGCUCCUCACAAAGAGGCUCCAUCGUCAUAGAAACCAACCAGGCUUUUGGAGUGUAUCGGAUGAAGGUAUCUGGAAACUUCGCUAAUGGACAACCACACAGGAUGACCUACAAACGGAGUGGUCCGGAAACGGUUUUGACCGUGACACCACUAGACAAAUAUGGAUAUGAAAUAAUUGAUGGGGAGAGAAAUGCUAAGUUUGAUUUCCCCGACUUUAAUUUGGAUAAAAUCGACAGGAUUUACAUAGGAGGAGUAGUGGACACAGAGGACCUGUCGUCUGUCAGUAACAGACUCAUCAAUUUCACCGGCACCAUCUCAAAUGUGGUGUUCAUGCCGAGGUUUGAUGGAGUUGAGAAGGUGGUUCCCCUCAAGGCAAUGCUGAAUCCCCAGGACGGGGGUGUGGAGGUCCUAGGUGACCCGGUACUGGAGUGCUCCAUGUUGCGUCUCUCCCAGACCUACGUCCCCCCUGUCCCAGCUGUCACUCAGCCUACUGUCAAGCCAUAUGAGAUCCUGACAAUGCCUCCAUGGGAUGUUGGGAGAGCAAGCAUGGAGAUUAUUGGUCGGCGUUCUGGCGUCACCACGAAGCCAGUGACAACUACAACUACAUCUCCACCAAUAACCAACCUCACCGCGCCAGUCAUACAAGGGGGUAUGGCGGAUGAUCUCACCGUUGCCAUUGCAGUGUCCAUCAUCGCUGCCCUCCUCACCAUCGCAGUCAUCAUCGCGUUCCUGCUGUGUCGCCAGCGGAAACGGCAAGAGUACGACAUCAAGAAGGAGCAUGACUUUGAGAUGAAACAACCCCUGAACCACAACCACUUCACUCCUAGUCCAGUACCUGCGGACCAUCUGGCCAAGCUGGAUGAGUUCAGCAUGGUGUCGGCCACACUCGGACCAAGACCUCCUAAACGUGUCCCCCCACCAGAAGUUCCUAACCGGUUCAGUCAGGGCAGUUUUCCUCUAAUGGACGAGGAAUUUCCCAACGUCAUCUACAGCCGCAAGAAGAAACGUCCUGCAUCUUCCAUCUCCGAGGUGUUGGAGGAGAUGGAGAGGAGACAAAAGGCUAAAGAACAGGGAUUGGAUCCAGACGCAGAAUCCCCGGUCAAAUUGGAAAACCGUAACCAUGGCGAAGGGGAACUAGACUGGGACCCCACGGCUGAUACCACCCCUCUGACCUGUGGAGAUAUUACGUUUUUCAACUCCCCCCUUUUGUUGAGCAUUCCCGAUGAAAAUGAGGAGCUGCAGGAAAGUAGUACUUCCCCCAGUAGUUGUGCAGAGAAACAAGAUGAAGUAGAUGAGGAUGGUGAAAAGUCCCCUGACGAUUCAACACAUCAGAACAGUACGGAAUAUAACGGAGACAGCGGUUAUGAAGCUGAAUCUCGACCUGAAAAUACAGAGGAGGAUGCCACACCCGACUCAACUGUAGACAUCCAUACCCCACCUAAGAUGUAUAUGUAUGACUUGACCAAUCUGGACUUACAGGACUCCCCUAGUCUCAAUGAUCCUAGUCGACGACUUCUCACGGCAGAGAUUGAGACAUGAUGUCUCUUCAUGUCUUUCGUUCUCACAAAUCAAACUCCAGUGUCUUGUGUGAUUAUCUUAUGUAGAAACUGGCGUGAGAUCAAGACGAUGUCAUUUCAGGCUCUUACAAAGGAAGUAGAAGCAUCCGAGUGACCUUGGGUUUAAGACAUUUGGACAAUAUAUUCACUGGUCUUUAGUUCUCAGCGAUCAAUGUCAGAAGAUAUCGUGUUUGUUACAGAUUGAGUCAGAGUAAAACAUCAAUUUAGGUCUGUAAGUCCUUGAUGUAGGACAGUCAUCGUGAGUCAUAAAUCUCAAACUGAACAAGACGCGAAGAACUGUGAUGUUGUCGCAGCACUCGGGAGACUGAAACUGAGACAUCUUGUGAACUCUCUAAUCAUUCCAUUCUCGGUGGUUCAGUCGUUACUUUAACAUCUGUUGUAUCUCGGACAGAUAAGAUACGAACUUAGAUGAGGCGUGUGAGAAACAAAAUAUCAACAUGAUUGAGAAUAUUGCUUCCUUCUCGAUUCAGGAUACAUACUGUCUGAUGUGCUGGAAGUCAUUGAACAGACCAUCAAUGAGUUUGACAAUCAUCUUGAUUGCAGGGCUGGAGAGACCUUGUUACAGUUUCAAUUAACUUGACUUCACAUCAAGAAGAUCUGUAUUUGUUCGUAUCAAACAGCUCUUGGGGAAGUCUUUUAUAGUGUGGUGCCAAAGAAUAAGGUUUGAAACUUUUGGUAUUUGCCCUGAAAACAGGAUGUGAGACAUUUGGGGUUAAAGUGAUGUGUUGAUGCAUCAAGAUUUAAUGAAUGUACUGUGUUUAGUACAUCAAAUGUUCAUAUUUUGUAUUAGCACAUAAUGAUGAAUGUGUGAUGAUUGAGACAGUGGUUGAGUAAGAUAACAAGAACAAAAAUGCACUUGUGAUGUGCUAAUGCAUCUACCAGGUACUAAGGGAGGUAACUGAUCUGGUUUUCAAAAAAGGAGGCCAGUAAUAUGAUGAAGCCUUGGCAUCAGCGGAACAGGAAGUGAGUGAAUUCAUUCUUCAGAUGCAUUCAAAUAAAGGACACCUGAGUAAAGAAUAAUAUUAAUAAAAUCCCUUGCAAGGGAUGAACCAUGAUUGUCUUAAGGUGGAUCUUAUGUGCUGAAAUAUGCUUUCAGAAUACAAAAUUCUGGUUUGAUAAUAUUACAGUUUGGUAAAUAUUCCGGGAGAUGUCAAGACGAGAAUGAGCAACUUUGAAAAUUAUCAAAUUGUACUGGGAAUAAAAUGAUCAGUAUCAUCCAGGAAAAUAAUUCUGAUAGAAGUAGUCAUUUAUAAAGUAGGACCAUAUUGACAGGAUAGUGUUAGAUGUGUAUACAGUUAUGAAUGUGCAUGAACAAGGAUAUUUAUAACUUUGCCUGUGGAAGAUGAACGGUGACAAGCCACGGACAUGGAGACCAUUAUGUACCCAGACAAGGACGUGAGGGGCCAGUGUGGACAGAAGCAAGUGGCUCCAAGAUGGCUGCCCAAGCAAUACUAGAUAUGUCAUGUCUGCCAUCUUUGUUUCUGUGUGUGUCAAUGAGAUUGACUGUUUUGUUUCAGCUUACUUGCCAGUUACUCAGUCUCUUGUUACCUCAAUAUUUUAACGAGUUUUUGUGGAUCACUUUGUUCUUUAAAGUGGAAGUGUUAUUGUCAUGGCGUUCAUUGUUAACAUAUGUUAUACUUGUGCAUGAUGUGUUAAUGGUUUUAUGAUAUUCAGUUCUGUGUCAUUUAUCUGUCUACAUUGAUCAUGUUUUCAUACAAUCCAUACAAAGUUGUAUUAGUUCUCCACUUCAUUAACAUAUUCAGGUUGUAUGUGUUAGGCUUGCCCUUCGUAGUGCGUGUUUUUCUGCUGGCAUAUACACGUCAGGCUUGUGUUUUCUCGAGGUAGGAUUGGAGUUACAAGGGUUGGAAGAGUUUUCAGAUGUCUAGUUGGAAAGAGGAUUCCCAGGAGCAUACAUUAAAAUCACUGGAUGUUCCUACCUGCAUAUUUUCCCAUCCUCUUUGGCGAGGAUACGGUGAAGGAUUUGUGAAAGCAGAGGGCAGAUAACUCUCAGUUCAGGAACAUGUUGAUAGUAGAGUGUAUCUUGUCGAUAGAAAAGUCAUCUUGUGUCAUCAAUAUAUAUUCAUUACAAAAAUGUAGGUAAACAUGACUUUCACAUUUUUGGUCAUUUGACACUGGGCCUUUUCUGUUCUUACAGCUGAAU